CUUGAAGGCACCGGCGACCCACUGCUUCUACUCUAUCUAGAACCAUUUGAACCAUUUUGGACUAUAAUUGUAACGGCGGACAAAUCAGAUAAUCUCGACACAAUUGUGUGCCUCAGGAAACCUGGAUCCGCAAACGAAGCCUAGAAAACGGUUUUCGGGAAUGUUUGCGAUUGAUUAUGAAGCAACAUUCAUAGAUCACAGGAGAAUCACUGUGUGUCUGGCGUGCUUAGGCUCUGGGAGUGACGAGGGAACUUUUGAUAGCGUUUUUUGUUCGCUAGUGACUCACUACUCAUUUACCUUUGUACGAAGUAAUGGUUCGAAAAGUGAACAUAUGUUGAGCACGGAUAAACGCGAUUCUCUUUCGGAGACCUCUGAAGUACACAGUGAUAUUGGGAUAUCAAGUUUUAAUACUCGUCAACCAAUCUGGUUAAGGUUCUUAAAGGAAUAUAACCCAAUCAAUAAUGCAUGGAGCUGUUUCCAACCUUAUCGGGCUACUGUUGGACUGCUUGCUUUUGCCUGGUGUUCAAGUCAUUCUGACAUAGAACUACGGGUCAAAGAUUACAUCAAGCAAAAGAAAUUGUUGUCGGCUACGCUUAUCAGUAGUCAACUUUUCCUGUUUUUAAAACCAUUGGGCAUUCAAAACGACUCACUAUCAGUUGAAGAAGCAAAUGCUUUUGUAUCUGAAAUGUUGAAAGAGGAUUCAGCAUUGCUAGGUGAAAUUAUUUGUCAUCCUUCCGAGCAUUUAUUCGCAUCAGAAAUGAAUAUUCUUAAAGAUUUUGGUUACUCUGCUGGGACGGAUGAGUGUUCUUUAGUUGACAAAUCACAUGUUUCAAUUAGACCACCGUUUGUUAAUCAUCGAAUUAGUUCAGUCCUUCAAGCACUAACUUCUGAAAUUUAUUGGAGUUUGAAGAAGAUGCUCGCCGCUAAGUGUCCGAGUGAUAUUAAAUUGAAGAAAAAAGAGUCACAGCUAUCUAAAGAACUAACAGACUCGUCAGACGAUCUAUUAAUGGCUCCAGAAGAAAAUGAAUCGAAGUGGAAUAUUCUUGAUGAAGUCAGACGUAAAGCGCUAGGGCGUACUAAUGCAUUAUCUGCUUUGUCUACCUUUACAGAUAGAUCAGGAUCAACAAGUUCUAUCAGUGCUCAAACAGAUAUAAGUUUUGAGUGGUUCGGAUUUAUCAAACAGAAACGAGCAACGGGGCGGUUUAAGAAAUAUUUGGGUGAUAUAUUUUUACAGUUAGGUGAUUUAGAAAUGGCACAAAUUCAGUAUAAUCUGGCCCUUGAACAUUUAAAACCUAUUAAUGAUACUUUGUGGAUAGCAGGUGCUCUAGAAGGUCUUUGUGCAGUUGCUAUGUGUCAACAUUCUUCUGAUCAUUCCUCAAACCUAGGAACAACACGUUCGAAAUUUCUUCAGCAGCGUCAUCUAGAUGAUAAUUUAACCAAUGGUGAACUACGGAAAUCACAUUCCCAGGAAUCAGAUAUGCUGGAACAUUCAACAUCUUCAAGUUUAGAUCUCGCUUCGUCAAAAUUAUACCACCCUCUUAUAAUAUCAUCCACUGAUUGUUGUAAUUACGCUUUGGAAACAAUUGAGUUAUACCACAAGGUUGAGUUAAAUCCUUAUCUUUUUGAGGAGUUCAAAUUCAAAGUGAUUCGACUACUUAUCUCUGAAUCACAAAAGCGUAAAGCUUGUGAAAUUCUUGAUUCGUUGGUUGGACCAUCUCUUUCCUCGUUUAGUACUGAGAAUCCUUGUUCAAUGAAACGUUAUUUCACUAUUGUUCGUUUAUAUAAAUUGAUGAAUUUCAAUCGUAAGGCUAGUUUAGCCCUAUGGCUUUUAUUAUCAUCAAAUCGACUGAAUCGUGUUGAAUUUGAGCAUGAAAUUUUAUUUAAUGGUUUAAAAAUUCAAUCACUUUCAUCGAAUAUUACGCAAAUGACUGAAACGAAACUCCUAAAUGGUGAUGACGAUACUACUAUUAAUACCACUAUUACUACUAAUAAUAAUAGUAAUAACAUCACUAACAAAGAUUUAAGCUAUUUAAUAAAUGAAAAUAAACCACCAGUAAACGUCACCUAUCGUUUAAUUGCGAAUCCCCCAUUAUGGAGUCCAUUUGUUAUACCUGAUCAAUCACAUUGGUUAAUUCGUCUCACCACAACGAUAUCAAAUUCAUCAACGCUUUCAACCAGUAUAUUUAAUAAUAUAAUUAAAUUAAAAUCCAUGUCUAAUAAUACACGUCAUAUUAAUUCAAACAUGAGUUCUAAUUCCAAUAGUUUAUAUUCAUCAAAAUCAUGUCUACUAUUCCGUUUAGUUGGUUGGUGUGAUUUACAAUUGAAAGUCAUAUUUUAUUUAAUUAAUGAAUAUAAAGCAAAAAUUAAUCUGGAAGAUAUAUCUGAAAUUCCAUGGGAUAUUGGAUUAAAACUUAUUGGAUACUGUUUCUCUGUACUGGACAGUUGGCCUGAGUAUCUAGAAAAAAGUAGUUGUAUAUCUUGUAUGGAUGAUUUAUGCUGUUUAGCGGUACUUCGUUGUCCAGACCAACCAACUAAUUUACCUAGUAUAACUUUAUUAAAUUAUUCUACUCAAGAAAAUGUCCGUUCUCGUAGAUGGCCUCGUAAUUGUCGUGUAGUUUAUUCACCAAGUAGAUUUUGUUAUUUAAUGAAUAAUAACAAUGAAGAAGUACAGACGAAAGUGGUCGAGAAUAAAAUGUUAGAUUUGGUAGAAAUACCAGUGCAUCAGUUGCCCUUAGUUAGAUUGAUCCAUAUACCUUCACUGCCAAGUAAUCUGUUACCUCAUACAAUUUCUAAAAACGGAGCGGAGAAUGUAGUUUCAUUGAAUAGAUCUCGUACAGUUAUUAUUCGAUCAGAUCGAAAUAAAUCAAAACCACCGGAAUCUAACAACAAUAUAGAAUCAUCAAAACCCACUGAUCCAUUUGUUUAUAAUCCUUUUCAAAUGGAUAAUUCUAGUGCAACUAAACAUUCGAUAAUCGAUUGGGUUUGUGAAGAACCUGGAUACAUAGAAAUGAUAGUUGAUAACAAGCUCCCAGUUGAUUUAAGAAUAUCUGAUUUACAUGUUGAAUUGAUGCCAGUUAAUAUUGGAUUAUCGACUAAGGAAUCAUCAUCCAAUCGUGUUUCGUUAUUGACUUCCGAUUAUGAAUCAUCAUUUGGUGGUGGUUCUACUGUAAACAAUGAAUGUUCAGAUGCUUUAUCAAACCUAAUUCAUUUAGAAGCAAUAUUUUUAACUGUGGAAACUCCACAAUCAGUUAAAUUACUACCCACUUCACAUUUGAGUAAUCUUGAUCUUGGAAAUGUGAAAAAUCAAACAAAAGAGAAUGGCUUCUAUGGUCGUCUGGAAAGCGGUUGUCUUUUAGAAGAAGCUGAAUUGCAUAGACAAUUUCCUUAUUCCAAUACAGAAUGCUUUUGGAGACGAAUUAAUUCAGAUGUAAACUGCAGAUUACCAUCUCAUACGAAUGGAAUUAAACUGUCGAUUGGUGUAGUACCAACUUUAGAUUUGUUAACAUCAAGUACUUCAUUCGAUGAUUCAAAUACAUGUUUACAUUAUCGAGUUGUUGGCAUUACUUAUCGUCUAGUCGAUUGUGGUGGAAUGAGAGUUUGCCUUAGACCAUCUGGAAAAUUUCUUUAUUCCUUGUCUUCACUUGGGGAAUCAUCUAGUAGAGGACGUGAAAGACAUCCGAGUGGUUCUUCAUCAUCUACUUUUUCAACUAUUCGAUCUUCAUGGAAUUUAGGUUCGGAACCUAUAUGUCCUAAUGGUAUUUCAAAUAUAUCUGAAUUUGAUAGUGAACAUUUAUUAUCGAAUUCAUUGGGAAUACAAUUUUCAUUAUUACCACUUAUUAGAUUACAACCUGCAAUGCCACGAAUGUGUAUGUUUCCAGGUCGCAUUUGCAGCGCAUUCGAUUUAAAUGAAGCUGUUGAUAUAUUGCGAAAUGAAUCAGCUAGUGAACAUUCAUGUGAUGUUACGAAACAACUCCAUUCACUUGGUCUAUCAAAAUUUCAUGUCCCUGAUCCUUCAGAAUGGUGUAAUCGUGUAGCUGCUGUGUUGGAUUUAACUAUAUUUCCAUAUGAAACUAGAUGGUUACCCAUCGAAUUAUAUAUUCGCGAUGAAAAUAGAUUCAAUGUUUCAAUAAAUAAUAUUAAUAAUAAUAAUAAUAAUCCAGAAAGUAAUUAUGAUUUCGAUAGUAAUUACUCAAUUAAACGUAACCUAAACUUGUUACAUGUAAAUUUAAAAUCAGUUUCAUCAAGUUUAUCAUUGUUAACCAAGUUAAAUUUAAAUGCAACUGAUUUUAUUCAAUGUAUCGGUUUAGAAGAUAUUCGAAAAAGAUUUCCUCUCCCAGUUGAAAAUUGUGAAGUACCAAAUUCUUUACCAAAUAUAAAUUCUGAUUAUGAUGAACAUUCUCUUCCAUUAUAUGCGACACAUGUUGGUUUAAUUUGGUUGAAAUUCGAUUCAGAUAAGUAUUGGCAAAUUGUGACCGAUCGAUUUUCUUCAGACCCUGAAAUUAAUGAAUUAAUGAAACCUACUCAAGUACAGUCGAUUUACAUUGAAUUAGAAAUUGAAUACGCUCUUGAUGCAACUAAAUCUUCACCAUCGUCUGAAAGUAAUACAUCAUCAUCUCUACUUUCCAAUAAUAAUCAAUCAUUAACACGUCAAAUUUCAUUAGGAUUCAAGUUGGAAUUACUGGCAUCAAAUUUAGCUCCAUUAAAGUUAUCUGAUUUAAUGUUAACUUUUGAAGAUAAACCAUUAACAAAUGAAUAUUACUUACAGAAAAAUAAAAUGACAAAAUUAUUUGGGGAAAAAAUUCAAGCUGAAUCAUUUUUAUAUGGCUCUGUCGAAACAAACUUAUCACAUACAUUUCUACCUCAGAUAUUGAUAGAACCUAAUCAUCUCCUGCAUUAUCGUCUCGAAAUAGAACUAGAAGAAAAUUGGUCUAAUAAACAACAGUCGAGGUCACUAGUACAAUUAAUUAGUCCAUGGUUAUUUCAUGUAUUUAAUGAAUCAGCAGAUAAUAGUUCUAAACGAAAGCAAUCACUAUCUUCUACUGAACUAUCGAAUGGCGUAUCUGAAAAAACCUCGAAUUCACCGAGUUCUCCUGUUUUAAACUCUUGUACAGAAGAUGUCUUGGAUAAUUUGAAAACUGCACAUCAAAUCCGUUUACCACUUAUUGGAUUUAGUGACUUAGUGUUCAGUAACAAAAUGACAAAACUUAUCAAUUCAGAACGGUUAAAAUCGAAUGAAUCAGGUAUUCCUAUUCCUGUGGAAAUUGAAGUACCUGGCAGUGUUUUAGAAUCAAAUAUAAAAAUAUUUUGGUACUCUCGUGUUCAAGCUCGUUGGAAAUCUGAUUGUAAAUCAGAAAAAUCUCAGCAAUAUGAAAAUUCAUAUUUAUGUUCUUAUUUUCGUCGAUAUGGUCGAAUAAUUUUACCAGCACAUGAAUGUCGAAUAGAUCCAAAAUGGUUUGCUAAUGAAGCUUUGUCAACAUCAUUAUUUAAACCUUGGUAUGAAUAUCCGUUCCUUAAUUCUGGCUCUGCUGCUGGCCUUCUCUGGUCAAAUAAUAUUUGGAUAGAUAUCAGUCUGGACCCACCCAUUCUUGAUUAUUCACCAAAUUUUCGAAUUAAUUCACAAAAAAAACUUGAUCCUCAAAGUCAACUAUGUUUACAAUGUCGUCAAGAUUAUUCUAUUGCACGUCGAACAACUGUUUGUACCCAACGUCGUAUUUCAUCUAUUUCAGUAUUAUUAAAUCAAGAAUUACUAACUAAUACCAACACUAAUAUCACUAGUACAAUAGCGAAAAAUCAGUUGAAUAAUUUAAAAAUAGAAGAAUUAUCAGUGGGACUUCGUAAAAUAUCUCUGCCCGAUUUAAGAGCUUCACGAAAAUCCAUUAUGAAUAUUAACAAAGAAGAUCUUUAUUCAUCGUCACGUAUUUGUACAUAUCCAUUAAAUCCUGUGUCUGUUUCUAUUCAAUGUGGAGUAAGGCAGAAUUUUUUACGGAAUAUUUUUAUGGAAAAUGAAACAAGCUCCACAACUCAACGAAAAAACUCGUUUCUCAACUCAAAUGGUACCACAGAUUCAACACAGGAGUUUCGAAUAGAACAUGUUUGGAUGGGUCCCGCUGUAUAUAGACAUGUUCAACACAUUAGUAAUGAUGAUCAUGAAUCAACUCAGAGUACUUUGUUAGGACCAUUAAUUGAAGGAAUGGAUUAUACUUUUGUUGGAAAAGCCUCAGGUAGUAUUGGGGUGAGUGUCCGAUUGCAUUUCUUAAACAUUAAAGCUUAUAAAUGUGUAAAUAAUUAACCUAUCAGAAAUGUUUGUAAUCACUGUAUGCUUUUGUUUUAAUGUUUUUAGUUCUCUAUCCCUCAGUCUUCGCCGUCAUCAUCAUUAUCACCAUCUAGUCAAAAAUCUGAAACAUCCAUUAGUUCUAUAAUAUUUUUACGUCCCGGAAAAUUUUGGGUUUGUGGUCUGUUAGGUAUAUUACCAGAAUCUUCCAUUUUAACUAUAGCAAAAGAUGGUCAAAUACCUACACCAUUUCAUUUACCAUCAGUACACAGUGUUGAAACUAUUCGUUUUUCGCCAAAUGGAAUCUAUGUUCAUGUACUUGAUUCACAUGUGUAAUGAUUUUUUUAUCUGAUUUAUUUUUUUUCUGAUCUAGAAAUCUACUUUCAGAAGAUAAAUAUAUCCUUCCACUCCCAUAGGUUAUUUAUACUGUUUCCUUCUGUGUUUAUUUUACUGUGAUUAUUACUUUUUCAAAGUGUCUGUUUAUCGGCGUUGUUUAGAAACAACCGGUUUCAAUAUAUUUUCCUGCCAUUUGUUUGUACUGAUUUCUUCCUUUCAUAAUUUUAUCAUUUAUCUAUCAUGUCCAACAGUAAUAUCAUUAUCAUACACUCAACGAUGAUUUGUCCACAUGUUUUAUAGUGAUUUAUAUACUUUAAAUAAAUUUCUUUGUUCUAUAGAUUAACAAAUUAAAUCAUUCAUAUCAUCAUCACAUUCACAUCAAAACAACAGGGAAUAUAAACAUGAAAAAAAGAGAAAAAUAUAUUAUUCAAUUUAAUCUCUUAUUUCUUAUGUUAUUUCUGUGCUGACUGUCUCAAAAUACACAUGAUACAUUUUUAGUCUACACUUUUCUAUUUUUCCCGUUUUAAUAUCCUUCAUUCUGCUUCUUCUUCACGUUUGUCGGCGUGUUUUUUUAUUCCUCCUCUUCUACUGUGAUAGAUUAAUAAUGAGUAUUUUUUUUAAAUUGCAUUUAUUAAACAGUAUAUUCAACGUUCACGAUUUGAUUACUUCGUUCAAUAUGUAGGCCAGUUAAUUGUAUGUGUGUAUGUAUGAAUAGAUAUUCUGCGAAGUUAGAGGGAAAUAUAUUUAUUCAAUAAUAAUGCUUGUGAUUACUAUCUCUUUUCUCUCAUUUAUAUCUUGCUUUAUUUAUUCAACCGAAAACAAUUAAACAUUAUACAUAUCAUAUAAGAAUUAUUAUCUUCAUCGUUCUGUAACAAAAAUAAAACAUUGAUUCAGUGUAUUGUAACUAGUGACUUCCUGUCCAUACAUUUAACCCUCGCCUCAAGAAUGAUGUGUGUGCAAUUGGAUAAAACUUGUUUACUUUCCAUUUCUAUAUAAAUAAAAUACGGUUGUGAUUUAUCCAAAUCAAUUGUUCACUAGUUCUUAAGUUGCUUUUGAUAUAAUAUUGUUUUAAUAAAUAACUUAUAAAACAGAAUAUAAACAUUCAUUUAG
Molecule: messenger RNA, 7717 nt
Organism: Schistosoma bovis
Lineage: Eukaryota; Metazoa; Platyhelminthes; Trematoda; Strigeidida; Schistosomatidae
Source: the annotation of a GenBank genome assembly